UCUCAACAUGUGCUCCAUAUAAGAAGCCAUUUUUCUUCCACUUCUCUCCCUGCCUGCCCCUCUCUUUGCUUUCACCUCCAUAGCCUUUGUAAUAUCCAUAAUGUAGUUUCUUUACAUAAAAAAAAAUGGGAAGAAGAACAGAUAGAAAACCUAAAUCUUACACUCUUCCUUCUUCUCCAACUCAUUCAUCUUCAUCUUCCGAUUUCGAAUUCACCAUUCCCCUUUCUCCACGUAGUCGAAAAAUCUCCCCUAACAUAUGCCCCGCUGACGAACUUUUCUACAAAGGCCAACUCCUUCCACUCCAUCAAUCCCCUCGUUUGUCUAUGGUUCGUACUCUCCUUCUAGCCUCAUCCUCGACCUCUUCCUCCUCUGAUACCACAACCACUGCUUCCCGUGACUCCACGGGAAGCAGUGGUAGCUCCAACGACUCCCAGUACUCGUACUCAAGUACUGGAGACCUCGUCCUCCUCCCUGACGGAUGUGAUUCAUCACGUCCUAGCUCUGUCACGGAGGAGGACGAGUUCAAGCGCCUUAAUACGGGGUCGGUCAAGAAGGCGGGUAGUAGUAGUAGUACUAAUAAGUACUUGAAUUUUUCGCUAGCGAGAUUCUCUUCCGUGUUCCGCAAGGAAUCUAAUAAGAGUAACCGUAAUGUUAUCAAUGAUUCUGACGGGAUCUCAGGAACUCUGUCUGCUCAAACAUCGUCCAUGAGACGGAUGAGUACGUCGGCUAGAGAAGUCAUCCGUAAGUACUUGAAGAAAGUCAAACCAUUAUACGAGAAAUUAUCACAAAAGCCUUCGGAGAAAAUUAUUGUUUCGUCACGUACGGUAACGUUAUGCAAAAAUAGAGAGAAUAUUUGUUCUAUGAUCAAAGAAAGUACUCAAAAUGCAACAAUUUCACAUUCUUUUUCUGGGAAUUUGAGGUAUCCAAGGAGAAGAAGCUACGUGUCAAGCUGUCCUUCGUCGAUGAGAUCAUCGCCUAGCCAUUCAGGGAUCCUUAGUAGAAGCGGGUACAACACGCCGCCGCCGACCAAUAAGACGAUGACAGGUGGAAAUUCAUCAGAUUCUUCUACUAUGGAGGAGCUACAAAAUGCAAUUCAAGGUGCAAUUGCACAUUGCAAAAAUUCCAUGCUUCAAAAUCACGUUACUUAAUAAUAAUUUGGGUUAGUACUGAAAUUUAACGAAUGUUUAAUUAAUGUAUUUUUUUUUUGCAAGGGUAAAUAAGGAAGGAAAAAAAAAGAUAAGAGUAUUUGUGUUUAAUUUCUAGUUUAAUUAAUUAGCUAUUGGGGAUCUAAAGAGUUUUUUGUUUUUAUUUAGUGGGUUAUUUGACUGAUGGAAGAUGAGGAAUUUAACCUUUUGUUGGUUUUUUUUCCUUAUUUUUUUUAUUAUAUAGUUUUAACCUAGCCGUUGUGUCUUGAUCUAAGUAAUUUUAAUGAGUUGCAUGUGAUGUUAUUAAUGGAUCAUUCAUUUGGAUUUUUC
Messenger RNA from Solanum stenotomum, 1475 nucleotides. RefSeq names its product probable membrane-associated kinase regulator 1. The coding region runs from base 126 to 1148 and encodes 340 amino acids. The record is from RefSeq and is a predicted model, not a curated record. NCBI's taxonomy places the organism in Eukaryota, Viridiplantae, Streptophyta, Magnoliopsida, Solanales, Solanaceae. Gene Ontology annotation, molecular function: kinase inhibitor activity. Gene Ontology annotation, cellular component: plasma membrane. The transcript has a single exon.